GCUACCUUGACCCGUCAAGUACAGUAACGUCGCUACUUCUACAAAACCUCCAGAUUCUAGCUACCAGUAUUAGUCGUAUAUAACACCCUACUUUCACUCAUUUUCAAGUUUACCGCACUCCUGGAAACGAACAGGUAACGAAUCAUCCCGAAACCGGUGUCAAGGCGCGGCCUGUCAGGUGCAACUGACGGUGCUCGGUUCAAAAACUCCUUCAUAAUCGCCUUCGAUGGUUCGCCAGCAGACGCAUUUCUUUUCAUUCGGACCUUCAUUUAUGCAAAGAAUGCGAACUCUUGCAGACCUUGCACUAAGGCGAUUCGGAAUACAUUGUGCAACACACCAAGUUCGUCUCAUCCUUAUCUCGGCGAUUGUCAUCACAUCCUUGUCCUACCCUGCACUUGCCAUAUACUGGUCGACCCCAUCUUACUCGCGCUUUGAUUCUACAUCGAAUGCACUCGAUUCUUUCCUCGCUGCCCAUGCGGUAUAUGAUGGCUACACACAAAGUGACAUACUUCAACUUUGGGAUGAAAAUGCCAACCUUCAAGUACGAGACGACUUCCUCACACGAGCACGCUGCGGAAGUGACCGUACACUUCGUGUUGAACGCAUUCUCAUCAAUACAGCUGAUGGAACAGAGGUGCUUUCCCUACAGCCUUUGCUUUACACCCUUCAACUAGAAGGACGGAUCCUCCAAGGACUUCUGAAUCAUGGAGUCCCUUGCAACAACCUGAACUCGCGUCACUGUUUUGUUAUCAGUCCUCUUUCCUUUUGGGAGCACGAUGAGGAACGUUUGCGUAGUGAUAGGAACAUCUCCCUGACAGCUACUCGUUCUAAAGGCGUCACAGUUGCGGGUAUGCAUGUAACACCGCCGAUGGUCCUUGCAGGUCGCGAUUCCACACAACAUAGUUCUGAUACCCCUGACUCUGCAAUGUUCCUGGCACUUACCUAUAUAUUCCCUGAGACGGAUUGUUUGAGCAGUGCCGGCCAUGAUCUAUGGCUACAAAUUAUCAAGAACUCGACACAAGAGAGCCCAGAAAGUGCGCAAAUGUUUGCGGUGACUUCGGAACCGAAGCUAAUCGCGCUGGAGUACAACCAUAGCUUAUCCGUGACCACGGGAACUUCAUCUAUUUCAACAUUCUUAUACCUUGCGUAUGGUGCAUUUUUUGCAUAUGUCUCGUGGUCGAUGAAGCGCAUGAACGGUGUGCACACCCGUAUCGGUCUCACUUUCACGGCACUCGUUGAGAUUGCGGCAAGUACAAUCACCAGUCUGAGCGUAUGCGCAUUGCUACGAUUUAAAGUGACCAUGGUUCCCUGGAGUCUUCUUCCUAUCGUUAUCGUCUUCGUUGGUGCAGAAAAUAUGUUUAAUCUCGUGGAUGCGGUGACCCGCACAUCUAUCACACUCCCUGUCAAAGAGCGCAUCGCUGAGGGUCUGAGCCGUGCUGGAACCUCUAAUACACUCAAAGUCGUAUCAUAUAACUCCAUCCUGGGCGUUAUUGCCUUUUCCUCUGCUGGUGCAAUUAGGCAAUUUUGCACCUUUGCUGUGGUGGUCCUCGUUGCACAUUGGUUCCUUGCGCAUACAUUCUUCUUGGCGGUACUUAGUAUUGAUAUACAAAGGCUGGAGCUUAAUCAAUUGCUGAGACAAGACCCGAGCAUAGCACCCGCUGCGUCUGCUUCGACUCGUGACACCUCACUAGAGAAAAAUACGUCUAAUUGGCAACGAGCCACGCUCAAUGCAAAAGAAUCACUCAAAGGCCGUGCAUUGACAAAUAUUAGCCUGUUACUGCUCCUUGCAAUCACUGCAACACUGUAUGUUAUGACAAGACCUGCUACUCGUGAGAACGAGGCAGGAUUCAUCAUUCCUUCCACCGUUCAGCAACGUAUACAAGCAGCUCACCGUCGCCCAGAUUCGCAAGAUCCUGCCUGGCAUAUUUGGAAGACGCUCAAUCCUGAUGAAGAGCCACUAGUUCAUCUCCGUCUUGAAGUCCCGACCAUUGUCGCGAUUCAAUCUGAGACAUGGGAAGAACAUGAUUAUAAGCAUUCCCCUAUGCCUGCGCGUCGCACCAACCUCGUUUUCUGGCUCUUUGAGUUCGUCAUCCUGCCAAUUAGCGUGACGAUUGCCACGCUUUAUGGACUGCUACUAUACCUGCUGAAAGAUGCCGAGCUACUCGAGGCACAGCGGAAUCGUGCAGAGGCUGAUGCACCAUCCCCCAGGGGUGAAAAGCCACUGAACGGAGAAGCCUCUUUCAAGACACUACCGCGCGCUUUCCCGACCGAUGUCGAGCUGCUUGCAUCAAGCAAAGACGGCGAAGUGAUAGCUGCAGUUGGAUUGCAGAAUGAACUCAGCAUAUGGCACUUCAAUGAUCCGAAUCCUGUCCUCAUCGAUACAAGUGACGUUUUGCUUAGUACAGGCGGCACAUCAUUUUCGCAGGAGGGAAUAGCUGCAAUCGCCUUAGAUGACGCAGGAGAGUAUUGUGCUAUAGGGACAACGCAUGGUACGAUUGGGAUAUGGUUCAUGGCGGGGAGGAGCGCAAGACCAUAUGCGACCCUUGCGCCGCCCUCGAUCCCAGCAGGAAUUAGGGAAAUGCAUUUCGCGCCACCGCUCCAAUCAGUGUUGAAGCAGAAGAACGGGCCGCAAUCUCGCCCGUGUACACCUCCGCCAGGUCCUCCUCAGCCAGAGCCCCUCAUUGUCGUGUAUGAGAAUGGAGUCAUUGCUCAAUGGGUCAUAGACGACCACACGUCGGUAUCAUUCAUCUCUCCAAUGUCGUCUGAGCCCAUCUUGCAGAGCCGCCUUCUACGUGUACGCUCAGAUGACCGGAUAUUGGCGGCAUUCGUGUUGGCAGAUGGGUCUCUGGAGCUACUCGGCGUAUGUGAAGCUCGUAGUGCUGUGCCAAUCCGCUGUGCGCUGCAAUCAGGCAAUCCAACAGACCGUGUCAGCAAGGUGGAUGCGUGUAAAGUCAGGUUAGAUGGCAGGGAUCAUAUAAUUAUUGGCAUCGUUUCAGAAGCUGGCGUUAUUUCCUUAUGGGACGCUGGGUCUUCUGAAUGUAUCCUCAUCCUGGAGGAGAAUCAUGGCGCUAUCGACCAACUGCGGAUAUCAAACUCUCGUGUCAUGAAUUGCCAGUUCUGUGGCGAACCGCCCAUGGACAGCUUUAUGGUCUCUGUCUCAAUUGGGCAUCAUGUAAUAUUCUAUAAAGUUUACAUCACAUCGCAGGGAAGGAGAUGUACGUGUCCUCAAAACAAUCCACAACAGUCGGCCAUCCUGGAGCUGGCUACGGGCCGGCGCUCACGGAGUAGCAGCAUAGCCUCAACUAUAGGGCCAUCCUCGGUGACAUCCACACGGAGGUUAUCCUCUGCUAGCACCGCCUCUGCACCAGACACCUCAGCAUUUCCUGUUUCUGGCCAUGGGAUUCUAUCCCGCAGAGCCUCAGAAAAGGGACUCCGUCGCCUCUCGGAGAGCUACGUCCUACCCUAUCUACCAGAUGAGGAUGACGAAGGAUAUUCCAUCCCCAUCGACCCACCAAUAGUAUCACGUCCAUCAACGUGGUCCAACGUCGCCGUUCUAAGAGCGGGCGAGGCAGGGUGCGAGCGGGGGGGCUGGGAUAUUUCAGGUGAAAAAAUAAUAGGCGUUCGUCGCAUAUCCCGGGCGCACACAAAAGGCUCACUCCAGCUUUCACUUUCAUCGACAUCGCGUGGACUGACAUCCGCGGUUCUGGACCGGUGGGAGGUCUGGUUGUUCGAUACUGGUGUCUCAAAGACACGAAUUGCUGCUAUGUCGAGCCUAACUGACGAACUCCCUCUUUGUGUCCGUCGGUCCUUCCUCCCUUCGAUGUACCUCAGUCAGCCACCCUCACCGACUGCGAUGGCAGAAGAGUACCCCCGCAUUCCAUUCACGAGAGUGUCACCCUUCCUUGCGAUCCGUGGAGUUGCGAUGGCAGGCUUUGGGAAUACUGUUGGGCUCUUCCUUGUUUCAUGAUAUUUAUUGCAUAUGGAUAUCUUUACAUGGUGCGUUUGUAGGGGAUGUUCGCUAUCGAGGUGCAUUUUGUUUUAUCUACCGUAGCUCUUGUUGUGAUAGGAUCCGGCUGGGUCUUGUAUA
Molecule: messenger RNA, 4087 nt
Organism: Suillus bovinus
Lineage: Eukaryota; Fungi; Basidiomycota; Agaricomycetes; Boletales; Suillaceae
Product: sterol-sensing domain of SREBP cleavage-activation-domain-containing protein
Exons: 6
Coding region: 227-3967 (1246 amino acids)
Biological process (GO): SREBP signaling pathway
Cellular component (GO): Golgi membrane; endoplasmic reticulum membrane
Molecular function (GO): sterol binding; protein binding
Source: RefSeq, a predicted model, not a curated record